This is a messenger RNA of Papilio machaon (common yellow swallowtail), 1199 nucleotides long. RefSeq names its product post-GPI attachment to proteins factor 3 (gene PGAP3). The record is from RefSeq and is a predicted model, not a curated record. Gene Ontology annotation, molecular function: hydrolase activity, acting on ester bonds. Gene Ontology annotation, biological process: GPI anchor biosynthetic process. The coding region runs from base 148 to 1140 and encodes 330 amino acids. Gene Ontology annotation, cellular component: endoplasmic reticulum membrane. NCBI's taxonomy places the organism in Eukaryota, Metazoa, Arthropoda, Insecta, Lepidoptera, Papilionidae. The transcript is spliced from 7 exons.
AAUGACAGUGACAGUGAUGGAAUGGAAGCAAAAAAAAAAUUGAUAUGAAAAAUGAUAAGAAGACCAAUGUUUAAAGUAUUGAUCCAAAAUAAAACCGCGCAAGGCAAAGAAAGUUAUAUUAUUAAAUAAACCCACAAUCUAGUUAAAAUGCAAUUAGUUUUUUAUAAGUGCGUUGUUGUUUUAAUUUUAUUUAAUGGGGUAUCAUAUUUAUCGGCAAGCGAUGGCGAUCGAUCCCCGUUUUAUCAGAAAUGUGUGAAGAAUUGUGUGAAAUCUGAUUGUACUGAAGAUGAGAAACAAUUUACUCCAACAGCGGAAAAAAAACUUAAAACUACCAACCCACUAUUUAUGUGGAACUGUUUGGCUGAAUGUCGGUAUAACUGUAUGUGGAGAACUGUGGAAGGAUUUCAGCAGCGGGGCUAUGAUGUACCAAAGUUUCACGGAAAGUGGCCAUUUAAAAGGAUCUAUGGGGUGCAAGAGCCAGGAUCCGCGUUUGCGUCUUUCCUGAACCUGGCGGCGCACGUCUUCAUGCACGUGGAGUUCACGCGGAAGUUCUCUAUAGAUGAUGAUGAUCCUAGAGUUUUUUUCUGGCAUUUCUUUGCCGCGGUGUGUAUGAACGCGUGGAUCUGGUCUUUAAUAUUCCACACGAGAGACAGCCCUUUCACAGAGUUCAUGGACUACGGGUGCGCGCUCUCUAUGGUCAUGAUCAUGUAUAUUGCAGCUGUGAUCAGGGUGUUCAGCAAGCGCUCGAAGCUGACAACGAGCAUCGUGGUACUGUCGGCGUUGGUGUACGCUCAGCACCUCUUCUACCUGUACUCCGCACGCGUAGACUACCACUACAACAUGAUGGUCAAUUUGUUCUUUGGUGUGUGUGGAUCCUUGAUAUGGUUGUGGUGGGGCGCGGGGCAGUGGUUGUCGGGGCGGCGGUACGCGUGGCGGCUGCUGGCCUUCGUGCUGCUGUCGGCGGUCGCGCUCAGCCUCGAGCUGCUCGACUUCCCGCCCUACUACCACAUCUGGGACGCACACGCGCUCUGGCAUCUCGCCACAGUACCGCUGCCAUUGCUGUUCUACAGGUUUGUGAUAGACGACCUGCAGUACACGCGGCGCAGCCAGGGCCCCAAGGAGGACCUCAAGUUGACAUAAGAUAUUUGUGAUCUCUUAAAUGUAACGUUGCUCGACUAGUCUUUUUAUUAUACUUACAU